AUGGAGGCGACGGCUACUGCAGCCAAGGACGGGGAUAUCGACAACGCAGACGCCGCACGUACUCCAGGAGAAAUGGAGACUGUUAUUGUUCCUGUUACGGCUGCCCUUCUUGUAUCCGAGGAGAUUACGGUCGAAAUAGAGGCGGUGGUUGAUGCAGUCGAGGAGGCAAACACCGACAAAGUUGACGAUCAGAAGGAUGAUGAGGAGGGAGGCGAUGACAACAAGGAUGGUAAAGAUAAUGUCUGGCAGGAAGGGGACCUUUAG
Dibothriocephalus latus is the source of this 264-nucleotide messenger RNA. Lineage: Eukaryota; Metazoa; Platyhelminthes; Cestoda; Diphyllobothriidea; Diphyllobothriidae. The record is from the annotation of a GenBank genome assembly.